This is a messenger RNA of Micropterus salmoides (largemouth bass), 2385 nucleotides long. RefSeq names its product TERF1 (TRF1)-interacting nuclear factor 2 (gene tinf2). NCBI's taxonomy places the organism in Eukaryota, Metazoa, Chordata, Actinopteri, Centrarchiformes, Centrarchidae. The transcript has 10 exons. Gene Ontology annotation, biological process: regulation of telomere maintenance via telomere lengthening; telomere capping. Gene Ontology annotation, molecular function: telomeric repeat DNA binding. The record is from RefSeq and is a predicted model, not a curated record. Gene Ontology annotation, cellular component: shelterin complex. Bases 343 to 2112 code for a protein of 589 amino acids.
GCUCGGAGCCCCGCCAGUCCGGGACCCCCCGAGUACGAAGUUGAACGACUGGUGUUAUUGCGGUGAAGGCGGGAGGAUGAGAAGCAGAACUUUUGAUAGAGGAGUUGCUAGCUUUGUGUCCACCGGCUGAACAACAGCAGCGAUAAACCCAGGCAUCACAACAACAUCUGAGUUAGUAAACAUAACCUCAGCAGGGUUUCCUGAAUAACGUCGGGUGAACUGUUAGUUCCGCUUCAGCUUACUCGGGGAGCAGUCUGUUUAAGUUGCUAAGCUAACAUUAGUUUCUGUUGUUCUGUUUAACGUCCCUAUCUUUACCUAGCUGACUUUGACUGAGUCAGUGGGAUGGCUACAAGAAAACAAAAGGAGAAUGAUGCCAGCCUUCCUUUCGCUGCACUUCAGCUCCUGGCCCCGCCUGUGCGUCUGGUGUCUGCAGCCCUCUGGAAAGUGAUGAAGCAGAGGGAUGUGAUGCAGUACGGGGUUGUGGAGGACUUUGUGACAUCAGCCUGUGAGAUUGUCCCCGGGCUGCUCACCGUGAGACACCAGGGCAAGCUGGCACUGGGGCUGAGAGGGCGGUUAAUCUUGGAGCUGUGCUGUACACAGCCGGAUGAAAAGGUGAUUUUGCCACACUUGAAAAGGAUCCGUGCUCCUGCUGCCCCGUCCCCCUCCUCUGCUCCUGCUGUGAGGGAUGUAAAAAUUAUGCGAACUGUGGAAAGUUUCCAUUUAUUGGUUCAUGCACUGCUAACAGACCCAGCAGAGAGAGAGCAGUUCUUCAAGGAGGAGUUUCCUCUGGAUUAUGGUCCAAAGUUUGACCAGGAACUGGAGAAGCUGCUGUGGGAGUUUUUGAUUCGACUGGACCAGUUGCUUCCAGUUCCCAGCCUAGCUCAGACUGUUUCGUGGCUCAGUGAAGCCCCCCCUGUCCUGGAGGAGUGUGUGCGGGCAGCCACCCAACCGCAGCUCCUGAAGCUGUUGCUUCAGCAUCAAACCUGUCUGGGUCAUCUGGAGACUGCAGCAUCCCUCCCUCCAAACAUGGGAGACUCCAUCCUGGCUUCCCUUUCUCUUCCACCCUCUGGAAGAGUACCGUCAGAUGAGCCAGCAGGAGCCAAAAGUGCUGCUGUGGACCCGUCCGACAGCACACAGACAAGAGCUAAAACGCCAUUUAUUACACCUGUUAUCAGACUAAUAUCUAAUGAAGACGUACCAAUUAUGAUCUCUGCCAAUAAAAGGACACUGAGAGGGGACAAUGCAACAAAUAAGCACUUGGACCCAAAAGAGAAGUUAACUUUCACUGUGGUUAAACAGAGACAAAACCCCAAAGAUGAUUUAGUGAAAGAGCUUGGAGAGCAAGUGGAGGUGGAGAGGAACGCCUCAAAAAGGAGCAGUGGAGUAAAACGCAAGCAAGCGGACAUGAGAGAAAGUGAAUCCGAUGAGGGGGAAGAAGUGUUAGUCAUGACCUCGUCCAGGAAAAAUAGGGUAAGCAGGAGUUUGAGAAGUGGAGCGAGCGGGCUCAGGGAGGGGAGAGGCGACCAGAGGACAAAUGAGAGCGAAGAAGACGAGGAGUGCAACAGAGCAGCCGUGGCAAACCGUAUGAACCAGCUGGGGGUCAAAACGCUGCGCCUGCCUGAAGAUCCAUUCCUCCGCUCCAUUUUUGUCUCUUGUCUGAUCACCCAACCCAGAGUUAUUGUUGAAAAUCUGUCACUGACCUAUCCUAGCGCAAACAGGACUGAUAGGGGAGGACAGUCCUUACAUAAACAUAGACGGAGUCAGAGGAGGAAGUCGCCAGUCAAAGCUCCAACACAUGCUAGCAACCAACCUCAAAAGCCUGACUUGGAUUUUCCUGGCCUGGAUGAUAAAGAAAAUCAUCCUGUAUUACCGGGUAUAAGCAGCUCUCCUUCUCAGCAGCGGAGUAACACAGAGACGCCGGCCCUUCCAGGAGAUGGUGAAGACUACGUUGCUGAUUCUGAGGAUGAGGCGACAAAGAACUUCAAAGGCAGGCUGUUUAUGAAGCGCUACUACAAGACCAAGCACGGCACUUAUAUUCCUACUCUGAGGGAGUACUGGAGACCCGGGCUGACACGGAGGGACUUUUUGUCUGCUGGCAGCAAACACAGAUGAUGAAAUGGAUUUUCACUGCCAAGUCUGGUGUUGUGAAACUUAACGCCAGAGAAUGGCGGAGGACUUUGACUGUGGCCAAUGUUUUUUCCCCACCAGUUAAUUACAGAAAAACCUACUAUGUUUUAAUAUGCACCAGUCUCUGUGGCUGACUUCUCUUCAUUUAUGAUUUCAUUGUAGCUGAAUUAGAUUGAUUUUAACUUGGUUUAUCAUCAUGGAAAACAAUCGCUGAAAUGGCACUGAUUAUGGCCACUGUCAUGCAAAUUAUUUUAAACU